Magallana angulata is the source of this 1257-nucleotide messenger RNA. Its product is annotated as spindle and kinetochore-associated protein 2-like. The transcript has 9 exons. The record is from RefSeq and is a predicted model, not a curated record. Gene Ontology annotation, cellular component: outer kinetochore; spindle microtubule. The coding region runs from base 87 to 875 and encodes 262 amino acids. Gene Ontology annotation, molecular function: microtubule binding. Gene Ontology annotation, biological process: cell division; chromosome segregation; mitotic cell cycle. NCBI's taxonomy places the organism in Eukaryota, Metazoa, Mollusca, Bivalvia, Ostreida, Ostreidae.
CGCUUUAAUAUAACCAAUUAGAAUCCACCUUACAUAAAUUCAACCAACCAACUUUCUUGUUACAAAAGCGGAAGUCAAAAUUCAAGAUGGAGUCCAAAGUUGAAGUUUUGGAGGCUAUGUUUCAGAAAGCAGAAUCAGAUCUCAAUUUUCUGUCAAGAAAACUGGAUUUUGAAUUUGACCAAAACAAUGAAGAGAAUAAGACUAAUCCAUCACAAAUGUUACAAAAAAUUGCUGAUGUGAAGAAGGAAUUCUCAUCCAUUGUGCAAGAAGCUGCAGCAAUUCAGGAAGCACAAAAGGAAGCAGUAGCCCAGUUUCAGUCACAGCUGAUGGCUGCGUGUCAAUUGUUGCAGAAAAUACAGGAGCAGGGAAGCUUAGAAUCAGAGGAAAAACCAGAAGAGCUGGUCAAGCUAGAAGAAUUGCUGGGUGUGAGCUUUCCACAUCAUCAACCCGAUGAAGCAGCCUCUGAUGUAAAUGUACAACAAGAGAACAACCAAUCAGAUCCAGCCAACACUGACUUGACCUUUACCCUCAAUGCCCAAAAAUCAAAUGUUAAAGAGGAAGUUGAUGUGAAAGAAGUGUUAUCUCCCUUAGACCUGCGGUCACAGUCCAAUGAGUUUAUAGAAUUGUCAGCAGAAGAGUUUGAAUCUGUCCCAGCUACUACUAGAGGAAGAGUCAAACUCGCUGAUGUCAACAUGGCUUACAGAGUGUUAUGGAGACACUUCAAAGAGGAAGACAACAGCAAUCCUUUGGGACCCUCUGAGAUGUACAAGAUGGGCUUAAAAGUAUCAGGGGCCACAGGAGAAGCCAAGCUAAAGGUUCUUAAAUCACUGAAACUAUGUACAAUCAGCAACAAAAUGGAAGUCAAGUUGGUUUGAUGGAUGCAGUUAAAGGAAAGAUCAUUAAGUAAAAGAAAUUACUGAAAGUACUAUUACUCCAAGCACUGAGUAGAAGGGAAAGUACUAAACAGUACUUGCUGAUGCAUGUUCAUACAGAUGUCAUUGAUAAGGGACACACAUUUUUUGCUUUGUUUAGAGCUAAAUGUGACUGAUAGCUCAAAAAUGGCCGAUUAGGUGGCAUUUGUCUCCAGUACAAAAUUUAGUUUUGUGCGACUUUCAUUCCAUUCAACAUGGAAAACUCAUUUCUGAUUUGCAAUUAUUGAACCUAGAGGAGUUGUGAUUCAGAAUAUAUCCAGCAUAAGGAUUAUCCAUGUAGAUAUAUAUGUGUCAACCAGGCAAUAAUUUUUCCCUUUUCUUUUUU